Molecule: messenger RNA, 3826 nt
Organism: Caenorhabditis auriculariae
Lineage: Eukaryota; Metazoa; Nematoda; Chromadorea; Rhabditida; Rhabditidae
Source: the annotation of a GenBank genome assembly
AUGUCAGGAUCUCGGAUCUCAUCUCUAGUUCUCUCAAGGCCUUCAGUUUCGGGCCAAAUCCUGCCGAUUGGAAGCGCCCGUGUCGAUUUGCCAUCGGGGGAAGCGGCCAACAUUUUCGGCCCGGUUUUCCCUCCGAGUGGUUGGGUUUUCUUGAAUUUUUGAAUAUUGAGGGUUUUUUUAGACGAGGAAAUCACCCGGUUGAUUCGUACCCGUGUCAGGACGCACUUCGCGAAUGACGGCAAAAUCGAGCUUGAUGGGUUAGUUUCAAGGGAUUUUAUUCGUGAAUAUUGCGUUUUUUUAAAAGAAGUUUGAAUAAAAGUUAUUGCACUUGUAAACUUGAAAAAACAUAUCUGAAAGUUGAUUCCAAGGGUGGUAAUACUCAGAAACUCCAGAGUGAUCCCUAUAGGGGCAAAUCUUUAGUUCAAUCCACUUUACCAACCCCUAUAAGGGCCACUAUAGCUUGCAAAAGGGGUCCCUAUAGAGGACAUGUUAGUCGAUAAUUUUUAUGAGCUCUAUUCGAAGAAGCAUUUCCAUACAAAUAAUUAAAGAAAUAACGUUUUUGAAUGGAAUUGAACGACCCCUAUAGGGACCACUUGAGCUUUAGCGGCUAAGAGGUCAUGCCCCAAAACCCAACAUGGGACAACUUAAUUUUACCCCUAUGGGGACCACUUUUUCGGCCCCUACAGGGUUUCCCCGCCCCCUUCUCACCCCUAGAAAGAUUUUCCCAAGUAAUUUCGGUGUUUCCUGUUCAAGAGUACUAGCUUGAGACUGGGUUUUUCGAAAAUAAAAUGCCGAAUUAGGAAUUAUUCGAUUUCUCGAACCGGAAACUCAAAUUGGCUCUGAAAACGCUUGAAACAGGGCCCGGAAAAGUAAAACGAUCGUUUUGAGCCGAGAAAAAAAUUUUUUUAAAAGAAAUAUUAAUAAUAAGAAUACUCCAUUUCUGAUAAGUCUAUUAUAACCUCUUCAGAUUCGUUCUGUUCUACGCGGUGGUGAUUGAUCAAGGGUCGACCCUGAUCUACACGGUCGUCGGCGAGCCGGGCCUCUCGCGCGACAACGCGAAUCGCUUUUUGGAGGCCAGCGCGAGGGUUCGUCGAUAUUUUUCGUGUUCAUGGGGUCCACUUGAGCUUUAGGGGCUGAGGGGUCAGACCCCAAAUCCCUCUAGGGAACACCUUAAUUUUGCCCCUAUAAGGAUCAGUUUUUCGGUCCCGACAGGGCUUUUAUUUGUAUUUUUCUUUUCUAUUAUAGAGAAAAUAGAGAAAAUCAUGAUUUUCACAGAAACCACUACAUGUAAGGGAUCAGCCGCUUUGGAUUUAUCAUUUUUCAAAAGGCUUUUUCGUGAAAUUUGUUCGAUUUUUUUGUAAAUUUGGGAUGUUGAGUUUUGAGAAAGUGGACAGUUUGAUAUGUACUAGGAAAGAGACGAAGGAAUUCAUGAAAUUUGAACUUUUCUAGUUAUUUUUUUGAUUUGGACAUUUACACUCUGAAAGAAAAUCAUAGGAAAAAAACUCAUAAAAUUAUAAUAAAACUUAUAAAAAAAUUAUAUUCGGCUGGAAAUUUAUCGAUUUUUUUGAUGGUCUUAGAAAACUUUAGCGUGGCCCCCUAUAGGGGUAAACUUAUGUGCUCUUGGAGGGUCCCCUCUAGGGGCUAAUGAAGCUUGCAAAACUGGUCCCUAUAGGGGUUUUAGUUAGUGACUCCUAUAGGGGACAUGCUAGUCGAUAUAUUUACACUCAUAGGGACCGCUUUUUUUCGGCCCCCUUAGGGGCCACUCCUAGGUGAUAUAAAGUACUUCAAUGUUUCAGGUCAUCACCUCGUCAACCCAACUCUCCAUGCUCUUGAAUGAAGCUGGCGAAUACGAACUUCAGCCCCAAAUUCAGCCGAUUUUCCUUCAAUCCAUUGUUGGUUUUAGAAAAAAAAAAUGAUAUUAUGUGAUUUUUAAUAAAUUUUUUUCUCGCUCUACUUUUGAAAGAUUUUCAACUUCUAAAACCAUAUUUUUCUGAAAAAAAGAUGUUUCUUGUCAUUCUGUACAAAAAUUUCAGUUUUUUUACCAAUAAAUUCAUUUUUUUCUUCUCAAUAUCAGUAUGAAGUUCUUACAAUUCUUCAUCUUCCCUCUGACUUUUUUUGAAUUUCAGAAAGAGCACAACUCCCGCGCCGCCGCCCCGCAAGACUCCCGCAUCACUGCCCUUCGAGCUCAAGUCAAUGACGUUCGAUCGGUGAGAAAUGAAGAUAUUGGAAGAAAUGAAGGAUGGAAUACGUUUCAGAAAACUGUUAAUUAUAGUUUCUAAUAAUUCACAGCCGUUCAUCUUACAUUUGUUGACGCAAAAUCCACAGAACCUUGAAAUCCUGGAUGCUAAGAAAAACAAACAGAAAAAAAUUUUUAUGCAUAAAAAUGACUAAAAAAAUAGAUAUUUUUCCGGUCAAAAAAACUGGGAAAAACAAAACAUUUUUUUCUAACAACUUUUGUUGUUUCGACGCGUGCGACCGCGAUGCGAUCGACAACCUGCACAUCUAACUUUUUGCCGCCAAAUUCAAAAAAAAUUGAUUUUUUGCAAUUUUAAACAUUAGUUUUGAGUUUAAAAGUGAUACAACGGAAAAAAUUUGAAUAAAUUGGGGGUCAAUCUGCAUUUUUCGUUUUCUGAGCGCCUGAAACAACGUUUUUACCAUCACUUUUUGAAUUUUCGAGUUUUCCGCGCAAGAAAUUCACGUUUUUAAAGAACGGAAAAGGAAAAGAUAUCGUAAAAACAACCUUUUGCUGUACGAAACUGCUAAAAAGACAGUAAAAACAAUGGUCUUGAAGCGAAAAUGCUCACUUUUGACCUGAUUGGAUAUACGAAGGAAUUCAGGGUCCGCAAAUAUUCGUGAGCGUGAAUUUUAGGCGGUCGAAGCACAAAAUCCUCACAAUAAAACAACAAACGGUAAAAAAAACGAUGAAAAACCAAAAAAGAGGUGAAUAUUCCUAUAGUCUGUUCAGAUUUUGAAUGUCAAGUCGCUUCUAAAGCUCCGCCCCUAAUGGCCCGAUAAGCCAAUCAGAAAGCGAGCCAUCCAAAGAGUGUUUUUGAAUGACGCCAUCGAAAAUUCCAGUCGGCAAGCUUCAAAUCAACGGCCCGACGUGUUCAGCGCCAUUUUUGACAUUAAAAGUCUGGACAGAUUAUAAAUUCCGAAGAAUCAUUUUCCAAGAUUCAAAUUUUCAAAGAUCCCCGAGGUGGUGUAUGCACAAUUCACGCUCACGAAUAUUCGCGGACCCAAAAUUUUUUCUUACCAUUGGAUACGGUAUUUUUGGCGGAAAGAAAAACGUGACCAGCUGGCUACAUAUUACGUUGUGAAUUUCAGGUGAUGGCCGACAAUGUGGAGCGGAUAAUGGAACGGGGCGAGCGGCUGGAUAAUAUGGCCCUCCGGUCCGAGGAACUUCAAGCUACGGUUUGUUUGAAUUAGAAACACUAGAAAAAUCCGCGACAGCUUGUCAAGAUUUUCGUUUUUCUCUGCGCUACAGAACCCUUCCCUUCGAAGCGCGCGAUAAUUAUAUCUGCAUGCGCCUUUAAUACAACGGAAAUUAUAGGCCAAAAAGGCCCCCAUUUUGUAUGCCGGAUUUGCAAUCAGAAUGAAGACUUCAUUGUAGUUCUUCACGUCACCGUAAAUUUAGAACUUUUCCGACAUCAUUUACGUAUGAAACAAUCGAAAAUUCCAGUCGGCAAGCUUCAAAUCAACGGCCCGACGUGUUCAGCGCCAUUUUUGCCACCAAAACGCCAAAUGGACGAUCAUCUCCGUCGCGAUUCUGUUGGCCCUGACGACGUUGAUCACUCUCCUCAUCCUCCAUCACAACAACGUCAUCUGA